AUGGAUCAACGGCAGCAUAAUCAGUUCAUCUGCAAGAACAACAACAACAACAACCAAUCAUGUUCAAAUUGGUGGGUCUCCUAUUUUUUUUUUAGUAAAUUCAAUAAACUAAUUUGUUUCUUUCGCUUUCAGAUCGUUCUUUCUGCUCUUGUAGCUGUUGCCGUCGCCGCCCCAGGUGGUUUGGUCGCUCACAGCGUGGUUGUACCAGCCGUCCAUGCCCAUUCCGUGGUUCACACUCCGGUGGUUCAUGCUCCGGUGAUCGUGAAGACUCCAGUGGUACAUGCACCAGUUGUCCAUGCUCCAAUCGUGCACGCUGUCCACACUCCGGUCGUACACGCUGUCCACACUCCAGUCGUUGUUAAGGCCGCUGUACCAGUCGUAGCUACCACCCAUGUGUCUCACUCUUCUCACGUCAUCCACCACAAGACCCCAGUUGUACCAGUCGUCCACGCCGUUCCAGUCGUCCACAAAGCCGUGCACGCUCCAGUAAUCGCCGUCCACCAUUAA
Nicrophorus vespilloides is the source of this 507-nucleotide messenger RNA. Its product is annotated as pupal cuticle protein G1A-like. The coding region runs from base 1 to 507 and encodes 168 amino acids. The transcript has a single exon. The record is from RefSeq and is a predicted model, not a curated record. Lineage: Eukaryota; Metazoa; Arthropoda; Insecta; Coleoptera; Silphidae.